AUGGCGGCGCUGGAGGCGGACGACGCGGGGGCCGCCCUGGAUCACCUCAUCACCCAGUUCAAUAGCUACGACGAUUACUUGGACUCGCAGAUCACCACGCAGGACCUGUUCUACCUGGAGAAUGAGGAGCUGGCUCGCCAGCUGGUGGAGCUGGGAUUCCGGGGAAGCGGUGAGGUCCUGAAAAGGGAAGAGUUUGAAGCAAGAAAAGCGGCAGCAGAGGCUUCAAGACUCUCUGAAAGAACCCAGCAAAAAACGUUAUCAAGUGCAGGAAAAGAACUGAAGGAUAAUUUUCUGAAGGCAUUGGCAGAAAGGGAGGAAGCCAACCGCAGUGGGAAAAUGGCUUCCAUAAUCUUCAUUCGUGACCGAAAUUCUCGUGGUCAGGAGGUGUCUGCCUACAUUGACUAUGCACACAGGCUGAAGGUUGAUGAAUUUGAAAUAUAUUUUAAUGGAAAGAAAAAGCUUUUUCCAAGACGCACUGAUCUGAGCUUUUACAACUGGGAUAGAAAUGUCAGCAAUUCAAAUGCCAGUCCAAAUUACCAAGUGAUUGCAGAAAAUGCAUGUGGAUUACUCUUCAAGAACAAAUGUGAUAGGAAAAUAGUAAAUGUGGAUCCCAAGGCUUACCCAGGAGACAGCACAACUCGGACACCUAUUGAGACAGAUCUCUACCUCCAAGUAGUCAUCUAUGACCAUAUCCUCAGAAGAAAGACCUAA
This is a messenger RNA of Emys orbicularis (European pond turtle), 711 nucleotides long. RefSeq names its product cilia and flagella associated protein 299 (gene CFAP299). The record is from RefSeq and is a predicted model, not a curated record. Bases 1 to 711 code for a protein of 236 amino acids. The transcript is spliced from 6 exons. Lineage: Eukaryota; Metazoa; Chordata; Testudines; Emydidae.